Salvelinus fontinalis (brook trout) is the source of this 5365-nucleotide messenger RNA. It is a transcript of the gene ogt.1, whose product is annotated as O-linked N-acetylglucosamine (GlcNAc) transferase, tandem duplicate 1. The record is from RefSeq and is a predicted model, not a curated record. Gene Ontology annotation, biological process: protein O-linked glycosylation. The transcript is spliced from 22 exons. Bases 357 to 3539 code for a protein of 1060 amino acids. Lineage: Eukaryota; Metazoa; Chordata; Actinopteri; Salmoniformes; Salmonidae. Gene Ontology annotation, molecular function: protein N-acetylglucosaminyltransferase activity; protein binding.
CCUGGCUGAGGCUCCUUCGCCAUUUUGUGUCUCGAGAGUCGCUUUGUUGAGGACGAAGCAGCAUUUCAUGAUUGCGAAUUUGAAGGAAUAAUUAUUUGAGUCCCGUAGCAGUACGUUGAUUGUUAGCAGUUAAACGUAUAUAUUACAAGGACAGUAAAUCGCUUAUGAGCUAGCCAACUGUUGAAAAGAGAGUGGCUUUCUUCUUGACUAGCUAGCAUUGACUCUGGUUAGCAUAGCUAGGCUAACAGCUCUAGAAACGUCGAACAAUCGACGCAUAUAAUUAAACGUUUCUCUUAAUUUGAUAUUAUCAAACCACAACACUGACGACCACCGUGCAAGACUCGAAGACCGAGGAGAUGGCGAGCUCCGUGGGAAACGUGGCUGACAGCACAGAACCGACAAAACAACGUAUGCUUUCCUUCCAAGGGUUGGCCGAGCUGGCGCACCGGGAGUACCAGUCGGGUGACUUUGAGGCUGCCGAGCGCCACUGUAUGCAGCUGUGGAGGCAGGAGCCCGACAACACGGGCGUGCUACUGCUGCUCUCCUCCAUCCACUUCCAGUGUCGCAGGCUCGACAGAUCUGCCCACUUCAGCACCUUGGCCAUCAAGCAGAAUCCUAUGCUGGCUGAGGCCUACUCCAACCUGGGCAACGUGUACAAGGAGCGCGGCCAGUUGCAGGAGGCUAUAGAGCACUACCGCCACGCCCUGCGGCUGAAACCAGACUUCAUCGACGGGUACAUCAACCUGGCAGCAGCCCUGGUGGCAGCGGGGGACAUGGAGGGCGCCGUCCAGGCCUACGUCUCAGCCCUACAGUACAACCCUGAUCUGUACUGUGUCCGCAGCGACCUGGGGAACUUGCUCAAAGCCCUGGGGCGUUUGGAAGAGGCUAAGGCGUGUUACCUGAAGGCUAUUGAGACUCAGCCUAACUUUGCGGUGGCUUGGAGCAACCUGGGUUGUGUGUUCAACGCCCAGGGAGAGAUAUGGUUGGCCAUACACCACUUUGAGAAGGCUGUGACUCUGGAUCCCAACUUCCUGGAUGCCUACAUCAACUUGGGCAACGUUCUGAAAGAGGCUCGCAUCUUUGACAGAGCGGUGGCUGGCUACCUGCGUGCCCUCAGCCUGAGCCCCAACCACGCAGUCGUCCACGGCAACCUGGCGUGCGUCUACUACGAGCAGGGUCUUAUCGACCUGGCCAUCGACACGUACCGCCGUGCCAUCGAGCUGCAGCCCCACUUCCCCGACGCCUACUGUAACCUGGCCAACGCCCUCAAGGAGAAGGGCAAUGUAAGGAAGAACACGGUGUCCGAAGCUGAGGAGUGUUACAACACGGCCCUGCGUCUGUGUCCCACUCACGCAGACUCUCUCAACAACCUGGCCAACAUCAAGAGGGAGCAGGGCAACAUCGAGGACGCCGUCCAGCUCUACAGGAAAGCCCUGGAGGUGUUUCCAGAGUUUGCAGCGGCCCACUCUAACCUGGCCAGCGUUCUGCAGCAGCAGGGGAAACUCCAGGAGGCCCUCAUGCACUACAAGGAGGCCAUCAGAAUCAGCCCUACGUUUGCUGAUGCCUACUCCAACAUGGGCAACACUCUGAAGGAGAUGCAGGAUGUCCAGGGAGCUCUGCAGUGUUACACCAGAGCCAUCCAGAUCAACCCUGCCUUCGCUGACGCUCACUCUAACCUGGCCUCCAUUCACAAGGACUCUGGUAACAUCCCAGAAGCCAUUGCUUCAUACCGUACAGCCCUGAAACUGAAGCCUGACUUCCCUGAUGCCUACUGCAACCUAGCACACUGCUUGCAGAUUGUGUGUGACUGGACAGACUAUGAUGAGCGUAUGAAGAAGCUGGUGAGCAUCGUGGCUGACCAGUUGGAUAAGAACCGGCUGCCCUCGGUGCACCCCCACCACAGCAUGCUGUACCCCCUCUCUCACGGCUUCCGCAAGGCCAUCGCUGAGAGGCACGGCAACCUCUGUCUGGACAAGGUACAGGCCCUCAUCAAAAUCAAUGCGCUCCACAAGCCGGCCUUUGAGUACCCCAAAGACCUGAAGGCCAGCGCGGGUCGUCUGAGGGUGGGAUAUGUCAGCUCUGACUUCGGGAACCACCCCACCUCCCACCUCAUGCAGUCCAUCCCCGGCAUGCACAACUCUGAGAAGUUUGAGGUGUUCUGCUAUGCCCUGAGCCCAGAUGACAACACCAACUUUAGGGUUAAAGUAGUGGCCGAGGCCCAUCACUUCACUGACCUGUCACAGCUCCCGUGUAACGGUAAGGCAGCAGACAGGAUCCAUCAGGAUGGACUCCACAUCCUGGUCAAUAUGAACGGCUAUACCAAAGGAGCCCGCAACGAGCUGUUUGCCCUGCGCCCCGCUCCCAUCCAGUGUAUGUGGCUGGGCUACCCAGGGACCAGCGGAGCUCCCUUCAUGGACUACAUUGUGUCAGACAAGGAGACGUCCCCCUUCGAGGUGGCAGAGCAGUACUCUGAGAAACUAGCCUACAUGCCACACACCUUCUUCAUUGGAGACCACGCUAACAUGUUCCCCCACCUCAAGAAAAAGGCGGUGAUUGACUUCAAGUCUAACGGCCACAUCUUUGACAACCGCAUCGUUCUGAAUGGUAUCGACCUCAAGGCCUUCCUGGACAGCCUGCCUGACGUCAAGGUGGUCAAGAUGAAGUGUUCCAUUGGGGAGAGUGGCGCAGCAGAAACCAACGGGGCUCUGUCCAUGCCCGUCAUCCCCAUGAACACAGCGGCUGAGGCCAUCAUCAACAUGAUCAACCAGGGACAGAUACAGGUCACCAUCAACGGAUUCACCGUCAGUAAUGGACUGGCCACCACACAGCUCAACAACAAGGCGGCUACAGGAGAGGAGGUUCCUCGUACCAUCGUGGUGACAACCCGCUCCCAGUACGGGCUGCCUGAGGACUCCAUCGUCUACUGCAACUUCAACCAGCUCUACAAGAUCGACCCUCCCACCCUGCAGAUGUGGGCCAAUAUCCUGAAGCGGGUUCCCAACAGUGUUCUGUGGUUGCUGCGUUUCCCUGCGGUGGGCGAGCCCAACAUCCAGCAGUACGCCCAGAACUUCGGCCUGCCCGGCUCCCGUAUCAUCUUCUCCCCCGUGGCGCCCAAGGAGGAACACGUGAGACGGGGCCAGCUGGCCGACGUGUGUCUGGACACGCCACUCUGUAACGGACACACCACCGGCAUGGACGUCCUCUGGGCCGGGACACCCAUGGUUACAAUGCCAGGUGAGACCCUGGCGUCACGCGUGGCAGCCUCUCAGCUACAGUGUCUGGGUUGUCCUGAGCUUAUCGCCCACACCAGACAGGAAUAUGAGGACGUGGCUGUCAAACUGGGCUGCGACAUGGAAUAUCUGAAGAUGAUCCGGUCCCGUGUGUGGAAGCAGCGUAUCUGCAGCCCUCUGUUCAACACCAAGCAGUACACUAUGGAUCUGGAGAAGCUCUACCUGCAGAUGUGGGAGCGUCACGCCAGCGGCGGCAAGCCAGACCACCUGGUCAAACUGCAGCCCGUCGAGAGCAGCGAGAGCACCUGAAGUCCUGGACCCUGGGUACGUCCCAAAUGGCACCCUAUUCAGUGCACUGCUUAUGACCAGGACCUAAAGAGGACGUGGACAAAUGUAGUGCACUACAAAAAAAGGAACCGGGUGCUAUAUGGGAUGCAGCCCCCCGACCAGAUGUCCCAUCGAUCGAUGCACGCCGCCCCACCCUGACCUCUAACCUCACCACCUGACCCUGUCCAACUCCAGCCGCCCCACCCUGACCUCUAACCUCACCACCUGACCCUGUCCAACUCCAGCCGCCCCACCCUGACCUCUAACCUCACCACCUGACCCUGUCCAACUCCAGCCGCCCCACCCUGACCUCUAACCUCACCACCUGACCCUGUCCAACUCCAGCCGUCCCACCCUGACCUCUGACCUCACCACCUGACCCUGUCCAACUCCAGCCGCCCCACCCUGACCUCUAACCUCACCACCUGACCCUGUGCAACUCCAGCCGCCCCACCCUGACCUCUAACCUCACCACCUGACCCUGUCCAACUCCAGCCGCCCCACCCUGACCUCUAACCUCACCACCUGACCCUGUCCAACUCCAGCCGCCCCACCCUGACCUCUAACCUCACCACCUGACCCUGUCCAACUCCAGCCGCCCCACCCUGACCUCUAACCUCACCACCUGACCCUGUCCAACUCCAGCCGCCCCACCCUGACCUCUAACCUCACCACCUGACCCUGUCCAACUCCAGCCGCCCCACCCUGACCUCUAACCUCACCACCUGUCCAACUCCAGCCCCUCCAGAGCAGUAGAAGCGCCUGGGCUGGAACUGACCCCCACUUGCCCUUCUCUCUACCCCUCCUGCCCAAAGCUCUGCGCCUAUCUACUCCUAUUUAGCCCCUUUCAACCCUCCCCUGUGACUUGGACUCUUGUCUGUUGUAGAGCCUGCAGGUGUGUCCACCGUUUCAUCACCUCAUCCCACCUUCUCCCUCCUCCACUCUAGUCAUAUCCCAUCCAUGUCUGUUUCCCUGAGCCAGACUGAGCCAGAACCACUUUGCUCUUCACCUGAGACUCUUCCCCAAACCACAGCUUCCAUACAGGGUACGAGAGGACGAGGUGGAACACCCUCUCCAUCCCGCCCUCCAUCCAGCGCCUGGAAGAGACUCCCCGUGGCUUCUUCUCUUCUCUGUGUGUGUAUAUGGGGCUUGUUACACAAGCCUUCAUCAAUGUUUUUCCAUCGCAAUGUAAUAAUGUAAUCUGCAGUAAGAGUAUAAAGGGACUGUUGCACCGCAGUCUGAACAUCUAGUAACUCUAGUCUUGAAGUAAAAACGUUGAAUCAGCUUAAACAGUUUGUUUUUAGUCUGCAGCUGCUCUUGGUUUUUUUUCAUCUUAGGCUAUUGGUUAUUCAGGAUGAGAGUAGAUGCCGGUGUUUAUUAUCACAUUUCAGAGAGAAAGAUCAUAACCGCUCCCUUCCCCCACCACCACCAAAUGCCAACUUUAAGGAUUUUGUCAUGUUUCAAUGUAAGAAAACAAAAAAAUACUCUCAAUUGCUUUGUCCUCUUGUUCGAUGUCACGCACUAUGCUGGUUAAGACCAAACCGUAUGGAUAAACUGGACAGACAGGAGGUUCUUGUCAGUACGACCCAAUUGAAAGGCCCUGUAUUUCUUUCACCCUUAGUUAUGCCCACCUCACCCUACGUAAUGAUUGAUUUUAUCACUUCAACCAGGAAUGGCCUAGGUAAGUAUUUUCUAAGCAGUUUUAGUUUUGUUACUCGUCUUUCAGUGAACUGUUUUAUUUAAGCUUUGUCUGGUAUGCUGCAAGGCUCUGACUCCAUUUCUGUUGAAAUAAAGAAAAAUAUGGUAAA